AUGACACAACUUUUCUAUCUGAUCCUGCUGGUGGUAGCUUUUCAACACUGGAGCCCAGUAGCUUCUGAUGGUUUUGCAGAGAGAGAGAGCUGUUCCAAGUGCCACAUCAAUGCAUCCUGUGUGGAGACCAAUGGUUCUGUGAUCUGCUCCUGCCUGAAUGGCUUCUCUGGGGAUGGCUUCGUUUGCUCAGAUGUGGACGAAUGUGCCUCCCAGGGGGGCCACAACUGCUCGGCCAGCAACUGUGUCAACACAGUGGGUUCCUACUACUGCAGCUGUCCUGAUGGCUUCCGGCUGACUCCCCAAAACAGCUGUGAAGAUGUAGAUGAGUGCAGCGACCCGAACCUGGACUGCCACCCACUGGCCCUCUGCAUUAACUCACCUGGCAACUAUUCCUGUACCUGUCUUCCUGGCUACUUCGGGGAUGGACAUCAAUGUCACUGCUCCCCAGGCUCCUGUGGACCUGGCUUAGACUGCAUCGCUGACUCUGAUGGAAGCGGGAUCUGUGUGGAUCCGUGCCAGGAAUACACCCUGCUGGAUGAGUAUUGGAGAAGCACCAACUACAGGGCUGGUUAUUAUUGUGAUGCCAUCACUCAAGGUUGGUAUCGUUUUGUGGGCAGGGGAGGUGUGCGCAUGCCAGAGAUGUGUAUCCCAAUUAAUAGAUGCAACACGGCUGCUCCAAUGUGGUUAAACGGAACCCACCCAUCCAGCGAUGAGGGCAUCGUCAACCGGACUGCCUGUGCCCACUGGAGUGGCAACUGCUGCCUCUGGAAGUCUGAGGUGCAGGUGAAGGCUUGUACCGGUGGAUUCUAUGUGUACAACCUGGCCCCAACACCAGAAUGCAACUUGGCCUACUGCACAGACCCAAGCUCUGUGGAAGGAACCUGCAAUGCCUGUGGCUUAGAUGAGGAUUGCAAUUCAGUGAAUGGAAACUGGACCUGCCAAUGCAAACAGGUCUCUGAUAUUACUGAUAUUGCCAACCUGAAACCUAAUCUGUCUUGUGAAGCCAAUCACAUCAAGGUGUCUUUGAAUAAGUGCCUGUUGAAAAACUUGGGGUUUGAGCAGAUAUUUACAUAUUUGAAAGAUAGCUCCUGUGCUGGCUUUGAAGAGAAGGACAACCAGAGUUGGGUGUCAGUGGUGACUCCAGCUCGGGAUGGGCCAUGUGGAACCCUGCUAACGAAAAACCAAACUCAUGCCAUCUAUAGUAACACUCUCUACUUGUCUGAUGACAUCAUCAUUCGGGAUACCAACAUCAACAUCAACUUUCAGUGUGCCUAUCCUCUGGACAUGGAAGUCAGCCUCCAAACGGCAGCCCAACCCCUUAUCAGUUCCCUGAACAUCAGUGUUGGUGGGACAGGGAUGUUUACAGUGAGGAUGGCUCUGUUCAGAAGCCCAACCUACACACUGCCUUAUGAAGGCUCUUCUGUGGCCCUCUCCACCGAAGCCAUACUCUACGUGGGCACCAUAUUAGAAAGGGGAGAUUCGACCCAGUUUGUUCUGUUGAUGACGAAUUGCUACGCUACCCCCAGCAGCAACGCCACGGACCCCUUGAAAUACUUCAUCAUAAGAGACAGGUGUCCACGAACUCAGGACCCAACGAUUCAGGUGGUGGAGAAUGGGAUAUCCUUCCAGGGUCGAUUUUCAGUGCAGAUGUUCAGGUUUGCUGGGAACCAUGACCUAGUCUACCUACACUGUGAAGUUUCUCUCUGUGACACCUGGAAUGAGCAGUGCGAGCCUUCUUGCUCAGGCACCAGACUCCGUAGUGGAGGUGCCAUCAACCCAGCUCAAGUUCUGAAUUUAGGACCCAUCACUCGUAGAGAUGCUCAAGCGGGUAUAGUGAGUGACAUCCCUAGCCAUGCAGGGUUCCUGACACCAGGGCUAGGUUUGCCCCUGCCAAUCCUCGUGCUUCUGGCAGCCCAGUGA
Dromiciops gliroides (monito del monte) is the source of this 1920-nucleotide messenger RNA. It is a transcript of the gene UMOD, whose product is annotated as uromodulin. The transcript is spliced from 10 exons. Gene Ontology annotation, biological process: neutrophil migration. Gene Ontology annotation, cellular component: apical plasma membrane; cell surface. Bases 1 to 1920 code for a protein of 639 amino acids. NCBI's taxonomy places the organism in Eukaryota, Metazoa, Chordata, Mammalia, Microbiotheria, Microbiotheriidae. Gene Ontology annotation, molecular function: calcium ion binding. The record is from RefSeq and is a predicted model, not a curated record.